CCAGCUCGCGGAGGAUACAACUAAACAAAUCAAUCAUCAGAUGAAGUGUAGAAUCUAGACCGGGUGAUGCUACAAUGAGAGUGUGUGUAACUUUUUAUGGAGAGAUGUACCGCGGACAUCGCAUCGGCAAAAUCGGUCUGUUCGGCAAUCUCGCUGUUACUUGCGGAUGGCCUUAUUACCACCAACCUAGAUCUCGCACAAUUCGGUCGACAUCGAAAGGGAUGAGGUGGUUGCCUGAAGAGAGGGAAGAUAUAAAGAUCGAAGGUAAAAUAUUAGACAUGUAUCAACACAACCAUCUCAUCGUCUCUCAAUAAACAACUUCAUAGUGUACAUCCAUAACCCUGCAGUCAUGGAAGCAGCAGCACAGAACAUCCGCGAACUGUACGCAAAGAGCAAUGCUCGUGAACGACAACAAAUCCAAGAACAGGUUCGAGACCUGCAAAAGGAUCUUUAUAGCGACUGGGAGAUGAUGUUCAGCCUAGCGAUGGCACCUCUUCAAUGGGCUCUUGUUGAUGUUGGAAUCGAUCUCAACAUCUUUACCACGCUCUCCUCAUCCGCGACGCCGAUGACGCACGGGGACUUCCAGGAAAAGACAGGCGCAGCACCGAACCUACUUGCCCACUUGCUCCGCUCUAUGGCAUCAUUUGGACUUAUCAAAGAAGUUGAGAAAGACGUUUUCGCAGCAAGCCGAACGACACGCGUCUUCGCAGAUCCGCAUGUCAACGGCGCCGCACCACAUCUAUCGAAGCUCCACCUGCCGGUUGUAAACGCGCUUCCUGGCUACCUAAAAGGGCACGACUACCAAGACAUCACCAACCCCAAGGAUCUGCCAUUUCAUAUGGCAAUGAAUACGGAACUGACGCCAUUCGAGUGGAUGAAGCAGGAUGGUGAGCAGAUGAAAGCACUCGGCCACAUCAUGGUGCUCGACUCUGUCGAUAGUUGGGUCUCUUCAUACCCUGCUCAGCAAGUUGUUGGCGACUUUGAGCCUGCAGACGAAUCUGCGCUUCUGGUUGACGUUGGCGGCGGUUUCGGUCAACAUUCUGUGGCAUUCAAAAAGAAGUUUCCUGAGCUCCCCGGUCGUAUCGUCGUACAAGAUGUCCCUUCGACUCUUGCACAUGCGCCCAAAGUGGAUGGUAUCGAGUUCCAAACCCAUGACUUCUUCACGCAGCAACCGAUUCGUGGUGCUAAGUUCUACUACUUGCGCCAUAUCAUGCAUGAUUGGGCGGAUGAAGACUGUGUGCGCAUCCUCUCAAGCAUCAUCCCGGCAAUGGGCCCAGAAUCGCGCAUCCUGAUCGAUGAGGUGGUGUUACCAGAAACAAAGGUACCUUGGCAGGUUGCUAUGAUGGAUCUUGCGAUGAUGGCAGCGCUCGGCGGCAUUGAAAGGAGUAGGAAGGAUUGGGCGAAGUUGUUUGAAAGCGCAGGACUGAAGAUGGUGGACGUGCAUUGCUAUGACGAUGUGAGGUUCCAUUCCGUCAUUGCGGCUGUACCGAAGUGA
Alternaria alternata is the source of this 1495-nucleotide messenger RNA. RefSeq names its product S-adenosyl-L-methionine-dependent methyltransferase. The record is from RefSeq and is a predicted model, not a curated record. NCBI's taxonomy places the organism in Eukaryota, Fungi, Ascomycota, Dothideomycetes, Pleosporales, Pleosporaceae. The transcript has 2 exons. The coding region runs from base 350 to 1495 and encodes 381 amino acids. Gene Ontology annotation, molecular function: O-methyltransferase activity.